AUGAUACGUAUCGCUCCUCGCCCCGCUGCGAAAACUCCCCGUCGACGGGCCAGCAAAGGGGAACAUGCCCGUCGAAGCAUUCUGGUAGUGAAAAAGCGUCGCCAGGCUGUUCCGCACGCUCUCCCUCCCCGGCUCCCCGUACGCCAUCAUCGCCACGGGACCCUGCACCCCCAGGUCGCCCGGCCAUAUCGCCCUGUCCCGCUUCGCGCCGUCCACCAGCGCGGGGGAGGCGACGCCCAGCGUCGCGUUGUAGCUCCAGCCGGGGCGGACCUGCGGCAGCCAGCGGCCCGUGUCGGCGGGGGCGAUGUUGGUCUGGAUGGUGUACGCCCCCGCGUACCAGAUCCGGUUGAGCACUUCCGCGUCUGCAUCGGGGGUGUAGAAGUAGCCCGUGCCGGAGCGCAGGUCGGGCAUGUUGGGCGCGAAGCCUAUCUCGCACGUCACGUUGAACAGAACCACGUCCGCGAGCGCGUUGAGCGUGAGGAAGCGGAACCCCCCGCGGAACCGCUCCCUCGGCGUGCGAUACCACACCGCCCGCUCUGCAUGUCCGUCGUCGAGGGUGAUGCUGUACGCCUGGUCCCAGUCCAUCCCGGGAGUCGCGCCCGUGUCGUCGCUGAUCUCGCGCACAAACGACGGCGACUCGGCGUACGCGAGGGACAGGGGCGACGACGAGGCCGACCUGGCGUUGAGCGAGACGUGCCCGCCGACCUCGACGCCAAAGUCGAGCGAGAUGCGGGAGCCGGCCUCGAGGCGGAUCACCUGGCGGCCGGAGCUGCAGUUCCUCACCGAGGCGUUUCCCUCGAUGGAGUGGACGCCCACCGGCGAGACGCUGCGGCUCGCGGGGCUGUGGAUGUACUUGGUCCAGGGCUCAUCGGAAGAAGCAGCGACGAGAGAGGCGUUGGCGAUGAGGAGGCUCAGGGCCAAGAUGAGAACAACUCGAGACGCCCAGGUGAUGACGUUGGUGCUGGCCUUGGUGUUGACACCGUACAUGUGGACCUUGGAGUUCUCGACCUCGAUCAUGUUCUGCUGGCAGUCCUCAGUAUCCAGACACUCCUGGGUGUAGUUCUCGAAGAAGCUGUACAAGCCACCACCGUAGAAGAAGAUGUCGCUGGAGUCGUGGAUACGGAGACCCCAAGUCUUGGCGCAUCGCUCACCAGUGCACUCGGCAAAGGUAGGAUCGAAGUACUUGGAGUUGGCAGUGAAUGGGGUCUUGGCAUCAGGGUUGCCCUGCAUGUAGGCAGUCUCGGUCUGGAUGACACUCAUGAAGACGUUCUGGGCGCCCUGGAAGUGGUAGUUGUAGAGGACAUUGUGCUCAGAGGCGGUUCCCCACAGCCAGACGGGCUUGGUAGACUCGACGAGCAGACCACGGCCGUUGUAGAUGUUGAUCUGGUUGAAGUCGGUGCGGUCAAGCUCGUGGUCGGAAACCCAGAGCCAGUUGUUCUCCAUGUAGACGCUACCAGUCUUAGUGAUGUGCAUGAGCAUAAAGGCACCAAUGCACUCAGGGUUGGCAGGGGUGGUCUGCUGGGGAGUCUUGCUGCACUUGUCGGACUGCAGGUUGGUACCGGCGGAACCACCAAUGCGGAAGUGGACGUCCCAGAGACCGGCGGAGCCCUUGCUGGCGGCCUCGAGGUUCCACUCCAUGAGGAUGGCACCGGGCUGAGGACCCUGGGUCUCAAUCAUGAGGUCGGAAAUCUCAACAUUGCCAACAUCGCCUGGCUGGCCGACCUGGAGCAUGGGCUUGGGAGGCCAGAUCUCACCAACAAUCUUGAUGUUCUUGGGAACCUUGACAGUGUCGCUGAUGAUGUAGGCACCGUGGGGGAAGUAGACAAUCUCGUCCUGAGCGGCGCCGUCGAAAGCAGCCUGGAUAGCGGCGGUAUCAUCAGUCUUACCGUCACCCUUGGCACCCUUGGUCUUGACGGAAAUGAACUUGGAGACAUCAACAUCAGCGUACUGAGGCUUGCUGCGGACGAAAACACGGCCAGCGUCGUCGAGGAGAACGGCGGGCUUGGUGGGAGCGGUCUGGGUGGCCUGGACGGCUUGGCCGGAGCUACCAGUGUAGGAGCGUCCCUGGACGAAGGAGGAAACCUUCUGGUUGCCGGGGAGGAUGGUGGCGCCAGUUCCGCCGUUGGAGACAGCGACAGGGACGUUGCUGGUGAAGUCAGUGUUGUCAAUGAUGAGGGUUCCGUUGGUGCCGGCCUGGGCAGGGUUGUAGAGGGACUUGAUAGCGACAGGAGUGUCGGAGAAGACACCGUCCUGGACAAUGACUGUGCCGACGGUCUGAGCAUUGCCACCACUAGUCAAGUCAAGACCAACGCCGCAGUUCUUGAUGGUGAGUCCGUGGUAGUUCCAGACCCAGUUCCAGAUCUGGUAGAUGGCGGUGUUGCAGUUGUAGAAGCUCAGGUUGCGGGCAGUGAACUGCUGGCUACCGAAGAAGGCACCGUACUUUCCACCGUGGAAGACGAGAUCGGUGAUGAAACCACCAGAUCCGUUCUCCAUGAAGAUACCCUGCUGGGCGUUGUCCUCGCUGCUGUCCUCAAUCAUGAAGAACUCGAUGUUCUGGAGAGAGGUGGCCUGGGCAACCUGCCAGUGGAUACCAGUACCCGAGGUCUUGGGCUGGGAGGUGACGUCAAUCUUGAAGUUGCGAAUCUGUCGGAAGAAGUUGUUCUGGUUGGUGAACCAGUUGUCACCGGUGUUGGCGUAAGGGUUUGCGUCAAUGACAGCCAUGCCCUCGAAGUUGGCACUGGACUUGAGGGUGGGGACAUCAGAGAGAUCACCAAUCAUGUGAGUGUAGUAGUAGGCAACGAUGGGCUUGGAGACAAUGUAGGUACCAGGGGGGAAGUAGACGAGAGCGGGAGUGGUGGUGCUGGAGUCGCAGCCAAGACCGCAUCGGUUGUUGCCAGCAGUGAUGGCAGCGUUGAUGGCAUCAGUGUCAUCAGAGGAACCAUCACCCUUGGCACCGAAGUCUUUGACGUUACGGAAGACGGGGUAGUCACUGCCACUGGUGCCGAAGGGAACGGCGCCAGUGCGCUCAAUGCUCGAGAACCACCAUGA
Molecule: messenger RNA, 3048 nt
Organism: Clonostachys byssicola
Lineage: Eukaryota; Fungi; Ascomycota; Sordariomycetes; Hypocreales; Bionectriaceae
Source: the annotation of a GenBank genome assembly